Messenger RNA from Coccidioides posadasii C735 delta SOWgp, 2301 nucleotides. RefSeq lists its product as uncharacterized. NCBI's taxonomy places the organism in Eukaryota, Fungi, Ascomycota, Eurotiomycetes, Onygenales, Onygenaceae. The record is from RefSeq and is a predicted model, not a curated record. Gene Ontology annotation, molecular function: oxidoreductase activity; FAD binding.
AUGGCUGCUAUCUGGCCCCCGGUCAGUACCGACUUUCGUUGGAGACUGCGCCGACGGUACCAGUCUCGAGCAAAAAUGCUGUUGUUGCAUACCCAGUCAUGGAGCCUGAAAUUGGCCGCUAUCACUGCCGUGUCUCCAGGACACACGAUUCUCUUCCCAAAGAGCGUAUCCGUCACGGCUCUGCUAUAUUUAUUAUGGCGCUCUGUCCUCAAUAAGGAGUGAUCCUUGUUAUUUCCUUCUCCCUCCCUGAUACUUCGUUACAGUAAGACGUUAGGCGGAAGAGCCAUCCUUUCACUUCCUCUCCAUCACUCACUCUCCGCCGCACGCCGAGACACGGCAGUCCUACAUCAUGUCGCAAGAGAAAUACGACAUCGUUAUCGUCGGGGCCGGCCCCGUCGGCCUCCUCCUCUCCCUUUGUCUUUGUAGAUGGGGUUACAAGGUGAAGCACAUCGACAACCGACCCGUGCCCACCAAAACCGGUCGCGCAGAUGGAAUCCAGCCGCGUUCCAUUGAAAUUUUGCGCAACCUCGGCCUGAAGCGCAAGAUAAUGGCAUACGAACCUGCAAAGGUAUACAACGUCGCGUUCUGGGACCCGCUGCCCGAUGGGAAGGGAAUUUGCCGCACCGGUAACUGGCCCAGCUGCCCCGACUUCAUCGACACUCGGUAUCCGUUCACAGCUCUCCUCCACCAGGGCAAAAUUGAACGAGUCUUCCUAGAGGAAAUCGAAAAGACUGGAACAGUGGUUGAACGUCCUUCCACCGUCGUUGGGUUCAAAAAUGACGGAAAGGACCCCGAAUACCCGGUUGAGGUGAACUUGAAGGAUUUAGAUACCAAUGUCCACACAACCGUGCGCGCAAAGUACCUCUUCGGAGGCGAAGGAGCUCGCAGUUUCAUCAGAGAGCAACAAAACAUCGGCAUUCGGCACAAAGACCCCAUUGCCCACGUAUGGGGUGUCAUGGAUGGCGUUGUGAGAACAAACUUCCCAGAUAUUAAGACCAAAUGCACAAUUCACUCUGACCAUGGCUCUAUUAUGGUUAUCCCUCGAGAAGAUGACAUGGUCCGUCUAUACGUCCAACUGGCGUCAUCGACCGACAAGGACUGGAACCCAAGAAUGACUGCAACGGUCGACCAAGUUAAAGAAGCUGCAGCCAAGGUCUUCAAGCCAUUUGAUAUCACCUGGGAUCGCAUCGAAUGGUACUCAGUAUAUCCCAUCGGCCAAGGUAUCUCGGAAAAGUAUACUUUGGACCACCGAGUAUUCAUUGGUGGUGAUGCUUGCCAUACUCACAGUCCUAAAGCCGGUCAGGGUAUGAACACAGCCUUCCAUGAUGCAUUGAACCUUGCUUGGAAAAUCCACCUCGUAGAGGGAGGAAUGGCUAAGCGUGAUAUCCUAACCACAUAUGAAUCUGAGCGAAAGAUGAUCGCCGAGACCCUCCUCGACUUUGAUGCCAGAUACGCGAAACUCUUCUCCACUCGCAUUCCCUCCGUGAGCGAAGUUGAUUCUGCUCUCGGCCGCUCCAAGUCAGACGAGACCAACGAGUUCGUCAAGGCUUUCAAAUCUGCCUGCGAGUUCACCAGCGGCUACGGCGUCGUCUACACACCAAAUAUUUUCACAUGGUCACCCUCACAUCCUGCUCAGUCCCCACUCUUCAACCCCAAGGGCGUGAAACUCGUCCCCGGCCGCGCUCUUCCGACAUGCACCGUGACCCGUGUCCUCGAUGCCAACCGUGUCGCCUUAGAACAAGAAGUCCCGGCCAAUGGCUCCUUCAGAAUCUUUGUCCUCGCCGGCGACAUCAACAAAAACAAGACCGCUCUCGCUGACUUCAACUCCAAUCUCCUAAAAUCCCGCUCUUUCUAUUCCACAUACUCCCGUCCCGCCGACCAAGCCGUGUCCUACUUUGAGCGCCAUAAUCCACACUCACGCUUCUUCAGUCUCCUACUUGUCUUCGCUAAUCUGAGGGAUGAGGUCGAAAUAUCUUCGCUCCCAAGCACUUUCCAGGCAUACUCUCACCAUAUUUAUACGGAUGAUCGGAGCGACCGAUUCGUUCCGGAUGCCAAGGCACCAGCACAUGAGAAGAUGGGUCUGGAGAAGGGUGGCGUAGUUGUGGUAAGGCCUGAUGGACAUAUUGCCUGCUCGGUGGAGUUGGUGGAAGGAUCAGGAACCGUGGACGCAUUGAAUCAGUUCUUUGGAUCGUUUUGCGAGAAACCCCUCGGUGGAGAGGCUGGGCAGUCGAGGCUUUGAGAGUAAAAAUAGGGUAAGAAGUUGUUCAUGCCAUGAUUUCUAGAUAUACCUUCGAAGUGUAC